AUAUCAUCAAUCCAUAACUUGUGAGAUUAUUCUUUGAUUCACAGAUUAGCACGUUAUAAUGUGUGAUAUUGAUUUAUUUCGAAACAAUCCGGAGAUCAUCCGAGAGACUCAACGCCGGAAAUUUGCUAACGUCGAAGUUGUUGAUGAGAUAAUCAUUCUCGACCAAGUAUGGCGUCAACGUAAAUAUGAAUAUGAUUGUGCCCGAAAAGACUUCAACAAGCUUAACAAGGAAGUGGCCAAGCUCAAAAUUUCUGAUGCUGAUGCGACUGAGAAGAUUCAGCAAGCAGAGAUUAUCAAACAAGAAUGUACCAAUUAUGAGGCGGAAGUUCGUGAAGCUUAUGCUGCUUUGGAAGCUAAAUUGUGGACAAUGGGAAAUCUCAUCCAUGACUCAGUUCCAAUUGAUAACGACGAGGCAAAUAAUCUCUUGAUUAACGUUUCGGGUGAACCGCGGGUUGCUUCACCUGGUGAGGAGCUAACAAACCAUGUGGAUCUCGUUGAGUUUCUUGAUAUAGUAGAUACCAAGAGAGGUGCUAAAGUUGCCGGAGGAAGAGGCUAUUUUCUAAAAGGAUAUGGCGUGCUCCUUAACCAAGCUCUUAUCAACUAUUCUUUAGCCUUCUUACAAAAGAAAGAAUUCUCAGUUAUACAACCUAAUUAUCUCAUGACGAAGGAAUCCAUGGCCAAGUGCGCACAAUUGUCACAGUUUGAUGAAGAACUCUACAAGGUGACUGGUGAAGGAAAGGGAAAUGAUGAAAAAUUCCUUAUUGCAACUGCUGAGCAACCUCUUUGUGCACAACAUCAAGGUGAAUGGUUCCAUCCGACCGAGCUUCCGAUAAGGUAUGCUGGUUACUCGACCUGCUUUAGAAAAGAAGCUGGUUCCCAUGGAAGAGAUACUCUUGGCAUUUUCCGUGUUCACCAGUUUGAGAAAGUCGAACAGUUUUGCAUCACGGGUCCUGAUGAUUCGUGGGAAAUGCUUGAAGAGAUGCUGAAGAACUCGGAAGAAUUUUACCAAUCGCUUAAAAUUCCAUACCGAGUCGUGUCAGUUGUCUCUGGAGCUUUGAAUGAUGCAGCUGCAAAAAAGUAUGACUUGGAAGGAUGGUUUCCUGCGUCAGGGACUUACAGAGAGCUCGUGUCCUGUUCCAACUGUACAGACUAUCAGUCUCGAAGACUUAACAUUAGAUAUGGUUACAAAAAGAGCAAUCAGGAGACGAAGAAGUAUGUGCAUAUGCUGAAUUCGACUCUUUGCGCAACACAGAGGACCAUUUGCUGCAUUCUCGAGAACUACCAGCGAGAUGAUGGCGUGGACAUCCCUGAGUUUCUGCAACCUUACAUGGGUGGAGUGACGUUUUUGCCUUUCAAGACCAAAGGCAAAAAAUCUAAAGCUUGAUUGAUAUUAUAUAUAAACAAACAAAAAAUCAGUUUCAGU
Messenger RNA from Arabidopsis arenosa, 1423 nucleotides. The record is from the annotation of a GenBank genome assembly. Lineage: Eukaryota; Viridiplantae; Streptophyta; Magnoliopsida; Brassicales; Brassicaceae.